This is a messenger RNA of Procambarus clarkii (red swamp crayfish), 10484 nucleotides long. It is a transcript of the gene Pkc53E, whose product is annotated as Protein C kinase 53E. Gene Ontology annotation, biological process: peptidyl-serine phosphorylation; intracellular signal transduction. Gene Ontology annotation, molecular function: ATP binding; zinc ion binding; diacylglycerol-dependent serine/threonine kinase activity. NCBI's taxonomy places the organism in Eukaryota, Metazoa, Arthropoda, Malacostraca, Decapoda, Cambaridae. The record is from RefSeq and is a predicted model, not a curated record.
CCUCGACUCAGUGCUCUACGGUCAGUGUGGGAGGAGAGUUGUUAUCGUCUAGAGCGGGAGGGACUUGACGUGAAAAUGACGGACGAGCAGCAACAAAACCACGAGGAUGACAACAACCCAGGAAUGGGGGACAUGAAAACAGCUUUCGCCACCGGACAGCGAGGCAGAAAGGGCGCCCUUAAGAAGAAAAAUGUGUUUAUUAUCAAUGAUCACAAGUUCAUCCCCCGAUUCUUCAAGCAACCAACCUUCUGUAGCCACUGCAAGGAUUUUAUAUGGGGCUUCGGGAAGCAGGGUUACCAGUGCAAUAUCUGCAGCUUCGUGGUCCACAAGCGGUGUCAUGAGUUCGUCACCUUCAAGUGCCCGGGCCGUGACAAGGGCGCAGACUCCGAUGACACCCGCACCAAGCACAAGUUCAGGGUACAGACCUACGCCUCGCCCACCUUCUGCGACCACUGCGGCUCCCUUCUCUACGGCAUCAUCCACCAGGGCAUGAGAUGUGAAGCUUGCAACAUGAACGUGCACAAGCGUUGCACAGAGAGCGUGCCCAACCUGUGCGGCUGUGAUCACACUGAGAGGAGAGGCCGCAUUGAACUCCGGAUCAUCUGUCUUGGCAACAAGCUGACUGCUGAAGUGCGCGGAGCCAAGAAUCUCAUCCCAAUGGACCCAAACGGGCUGUCUGAUCCUUACAUCAAGAUGAAGCUCAUCCCUGGCACCGACAACAUGAAGAUGAAGACUAAGACCAUUAAGGCUACUCUUAAUCCCGUUUGGAAUGAGACGCUGACAUGCGAGCUGAAGGCUGAGGACAAGGACCGCCGGCUCCUGGUGGAGUGCUGGGACUGGGACCGGACCUCGCGCAACGACUUCAUGGGCUCCAUGUCGUUUGGGAUCAGUGAGAUCAUCAAGAACCCCGUCGACGGCUGGUUCAAGUUCCUCACUGAGGACGAGGGCGAGUUUUAUAACGUGCCGUGUCCACCUGAGGGCGCUGACAUCUCCGCCUUGAAGGAGAAAUUCAGGACGACAUCUAUCACGAAAAAGACGGCCAGCACCACCGACAACCACAUUCCUCACAACAUGAACAAGAGAGACAUCAUUCGUGCCACUGACUUCAAUUACCUCAUGGUGCUAGGCAAGGGGUCCUUUGGUAAGGUGCUCCUGGCAGAGAGGAGGGGAACAGAUGACCUUUAUGCCAUUAAGAUAUUGAAAAAAGACAUCAUCAUUCAAGACGAUGAUGUAGAGUGCACUAUGAUAGAGAAAAGAGUCCUUGCCUUGGCCAGCAAGCCACCCUUCCUCGUUCAGCUCCACUCAUGCUUCCAGACUAUGGACCGAUUAUACUUUGUGAUGGAGUAUGUGAAUGGUGGCGAUCUCAUGUUCCAGAUCCAACAGUGUGGCAAGUUCAAGGAACCUGUUGCUGUGUUUUAUGCAGCAGAGAUUGCUAUUGGACUGUUCUAUCUGCACUCCCGUAGUAUUGUGUAUCGUGACCUGAAAUUAGACAAUGUACUCUUGGAUCAAGAUGGACACAUUAAGAUUGCUGAUUUUGGCAUGUGCAAAGAAGGUAUUACAGGAGAAAAAACUACAAAGACUUUCUGUGGAACUCCAGAUUACAUUGCUCCAGAGAUUAUUUUGUAUCAGCCAUAUGGGAAGAGCGUAGAUUGGUGGGCGUAUGGUGUCCUGCUCUACGAGAUGUUGGUCGGCCAGCCACCAUUUGAUGGAGAAGAUGAGGAGGAGCUUUUUGCUGCCAUUACUGACCAUAAUGUUUCAUACCCAAAGUCACUGUCCAAAGAAGCUAAGGAAUGCUGCAAAGGUUUCUUGACCAAGCUGCCCCAGAAACGACUAGGGUGUGGCUACAAGGGUGAAGAGGAUGUUCGAACACAUCCAUUCUUCAGAAGACUCGACUGGGAAAAGAUAGAGAACCGAGAAGUUCAGCCGCCCUUCAAGCCUAAAAUUCGUCAUCGUAAGGAUGUGAGCAACUUUGACAAGCAGUUCACAUCUGAGCGCACUGAACUAACUCCCACUGAUAAACUGUUUAUGAUGAACCUUGACCAGACGGAAUUUUCUGGCUUCUCUUAUCUCAACCCAGAGUACAUACAGCAUGUGUAAAGUACAUUAAGCACAUGUGAAGUGCAUAUUGCACACGUAAAGUUUGGAAAAGAUAGACUAUACUAUAUCAUUUCUCUGCAUUUAUCUUUGUAUCAGUUCAUUUGCACUUGUUAUUGAACAAGCAUCAUAUUACUGUUCCACAAAAAAAUUGUGUAAAAAUAAUUUGUUACAUAUACAGUAUUCAUUAGCCAUUUUCAGACCCAUUUCCUUCACUUGUGCAACAGUCCAGUAGGCAAACGAUGAAGGACGACUGUUAAACCUAAGUAGAUCAACAUUAUCAAUGUUGAUUCAUUGUUACACCAACAUCUGUUGCCUGCUGGGAAGAUUAUUACAUAGGCAAGGGAUAUUAGAGUAACAUGAAAACAAUGCUGGGUCAAUGCUGAUAAUACUGAUCCAAUAUUGAAUCAGUGCUAAUAACACUGAGACAAUGUUGAAUCAGUGUUCCUGCUGGACUGUUACUUUGUGCGCUUGACACAUUUAAGCUAAGAGGAAAAUUUGACGUUAAAUUCAGCCCGUGUUAUAUUAGUGGUUUAAUUCAGUAUAAAUGAUUAAUGUACAGUAUUAAUAAUUUAAGGUGUGCAUUCUGCCUGCAAGUCAGAUAAUAUUCAUCCCCCAAGUAAUUAUCUUAAUUAUUUUAAAUCAUUGGCCUAGUAAAUUAUAAAAAUAUUAAAGGACAAAUUUGUCUCUGCUUUUAACACUAACUUUUCAUGGUGCGCUAGACAGCAACAGGUUCGUGUAUCAGUAUUAUAAAGAAAGAUUUGAACUGUGUGUGUAUGAAAAUUGGGUUAAUAGGCUUCUUUAAGAAAUCUUAACAAAAAGGAAAAGAUAUAGAGAAGUGCCAUUGUUGUCAGCAACAAUGACAUUUCAUUUUCAUUUCAACAAUGAAGCACUUUAUACCCUUCACUACUAAGAGGAAAAAGUUGAAUUUUUAAAGAAAGGGUAAAUGUGUUAAAUUUUAAUGGACUUGGCAUUUUCAUAACCCUUAUUGUGAUUAAAUUUUGUUUUUUGCCUUAUUUCAAAUGUGUCCUGCUAACAAAUUCGGUAAUGUAAAGGUACCAUUCACCCUUUUAGUCAGAAACUACUCAAGUCCAGUCUUUUCCCAGAGUUCAUUUUGUAGUUUAUCCUUCAUAUUGCAAUUUUAAAUUGUUUGACAUGAUUUUCACAGAAGAAGGUUAUUAACUUGAGUUGAAAAUCACCACUAUAAAUUUGAAAUGCACAGAGAAUGAUAUUGAAGCAUGUGUGCUUACCACAGAUCAAAGUAUAUAAACCAAACUAAGUUUUAUAAUCAAAACUUUUGCCUCAUUGCAACUCAAAAGUGAUUUAUAGAAAGCUACAGAUAUAUAUUUUAAGUCCCAAAUAUAUUAUCUAUUUUAAGUUUAUGCCCUUCUCAUGUGUUAAAAUGUUUGAUAUGAUAUUGAGUAAAGUAUGGAAAACACAUUAAACUUAAUUUUCUUUAUAUGUAAUUACAAUUAUGUGAAUUGUGUAUAAUCAAUGUUUAUAGUAAGUUUGACUUUCAGUAUGGGUUAGUAAGUUUAACAAUACUGUAUAGAGGUCCACUUUUAUACUUGUAUUUGAUCUUUAUAUUACAUUAUGGAAUAAAGAAAUUGUGUAUUAAAGAAGAUUUUUACAUUUAAUAGCUAUAUUUUGUGAAAGUUAUUUUCCUCAAUAAGUGCAAUAAAAGUAUUGUGUGCUAAUGUUCUAUAAGAGAUUUUUACAAGUGUUGUGAAAUAGUAUUAAUUCUUAAAGUCAUUAAUGAACGAUUUAAGAAAAUUGCUAGUCAUUAAGUGUAGUACACUACUGUGUAUGUUAGACUAUGGCCACAGUAUAGUGCAGUAUUUUUUUACAUUUGUAGUUCACAAGAAAGUGUAUUCCUGUGAAGGCUGUUAGUAUGUUCGUGUUCACCAUAAGAAUUAAUGAGGUGCAGUAGUUUAUUGAUAUUAUAUUUUAUUAGCAAUAUACAAUUCAUGGGAAUUAGUGUUAAUUAAUAAUUCAGGGAUUUUUCUAUGUAUCAUUUAAAAACUUAUUUUUAUGUGAUUUUGUUCAACAGUAAUAUUACUGCCACACUGCCAAAUUUCCAUGAAAAUCCUUUCUUAGCUCUAAUGUUUUAAAUGCAAAAGGAUUUAUAUGCAUGGCUAAAAACUCAUGUUUAUUACAUUGUCAAAUAAGAACAAUUAUAUUAGGAUAAAUAACUAUAUUAAAUAUUAAGUGUUCUUGUGCUGUUUAGUUCUACUGAAUAUGGCCAGCUGAUAAUUUUCUGUUUAUUUGCACAUUUAAUUACUUCAUAAUUUAUUGCUGUCUGUGUACUGUCUGAUUGAUAUCUUGCUCUGGCUGGAAGCUUCUCUUGUUUGAGUGUUCACUCCUCCUUAAAUAAGCGAAUGGCAUUCCAAAGUUAAAAGAUUAAAGAACAAUUUAAGCUUUUGAUCAUCAUCACUAUCAGCAAUAUCAUCACCACCAUCACCCAGUUGUUCACUUUCAAGAGGUGUAGUAAAGACACUUGCCCAGUGAGAAUAGAAAAAAUACUGAUAGAAAAUGGAUCAAAUUAUAGUAAUUAGCUUAAUAGAGAUAUUACCUUUAAUAAAUAAAUAAUGUAUGACAAACUAAAACCAUUAAAAAACCACAUAUUAAUAAAAAUAAAAUACCAUAGUCAUUUAAAAUGGUAACUAAAAGGGAUGUAUCCCUUUAUAAUUAAUUAUUUACUGGGCAACAUCACCACAUAAAAUGCAUUAUCAAAAUAGUUUUAGUCAUUUAUUCGUUCCUGAUGACUUUUCAUUUACACAUUUUAACUUAUAUUGUAUUUAUAUACAUGCCAUGCUCUUUCACUCUCGAUGUAACUGCCAAACUUCUAUCAACAAAUUCAUUUAAAUACUCUCACCAUUUCUCUAUCAUUAUUUGUUUAUUCAGUAUUUAUAUACCACUGUUGGGCACUCUUCUCAGUUAAAAUAUUUCCCACUUAAUAACAUAAAUUGGGCUGGAUAUCUUGCCCCCAGAUAAUAUUUAAUUGCCUUGGCUGUCUUGUCCCCAGAUAAAAUAUAUUGGGGGUGGCUAUUUUGCCCUCAGAUAAUAUAAAUUGGGGGUUUGUAUUUUGCUCAUAUAUAAAUUAGGAUGGCUCUCUUGCCCUCAUAAAAUUAGGGUGGUUAUUUUGCUCUUGUAUAUAAAUUGCACACCACAUAAUAUAAAUUGGGUUGGCUGUCUUAUUCCCCCCAUAUAAUAUAAAUUGGCUUGACUUUCCUACAACUUAAAAAUGUGCAGUUUACAUAAACUUUAAGAAAAACUGUUUGGAUUUAAGUAUUUUGUAAACCAUAAUUUUUUUAAUAAUUUUACCACCAGAACAAUUAACCAUCCCACCUCUAUCUGGAUUUUUAAGGAUUAUCAAGAUAGCUUCAAUAAACUGGACUGAUAACUUUUAAAUACAUUAGGGUGGUCAUUCCACAAUUUGGGACCCUUGAUUUGCAUUGCAUUUCUGCUUUGGUUGAGUCUCACUCUCGGAAUAUCAAUGAGAUAUUUGUUUCUUGUGUGGCGACCAUGAGUUCUAUUACAGCCUUCUAGGAAGUGCUUAAAGUCAGGAGUGGCAUUGCAAUACAGAGAUUUAUAGAUAUAAAGAACACUUGAGAGUAUGUACAGAGACUUGAACAGUUAACAUGUUCAAGGAUUUCAGUAAGGGAGCAGAGUGGUGUCUGGGACUGGAAUUUGUGAUUGUUCUAAUUGCUGAUUUUUUUUAAGUAAUUAGGGGUCAGAGGUAAUUAAGGGUAGUGGAUUCCCAGGUACAGAUAACAUAGGUGAGAUAUGGAUAAAUGAGGAAAUAUUACAGAGUACUGUACUCUAACUAGGGCAGGGCAUGUUAAUUCUUAGAUAAAUUUGAUUGUUGGUCUUGUUACCAAACAAAAUGUAAAAGUCUUGUCGAUAUUAAGGUUAAGUUUUUUAGUAGUUAACCACAAAUGGACUUGAUUUAGUUCAGUAUUCACCGUGUCAUUAAGAAUAAGUGGGUUAGUAUGUGAGAAAAUGAAGGUUGUAUCAUCAGCAAAUACAAAUGGCUUCAAAUGUUAUGUGGUGUUUGGAAAAUCAUUGAUGUAUAUGAGAAAGCAGAGUGAACCAAGUAUAUUACCCUGUGGAAUGCCAAUGUUAAUUGGUAGAGUGGGAGAUGUAGCAUCGUUCACUGAAAUAUACUGCUGCUUGUCACUGAGGUAUGAAUGAAAGUACUGAAGGGAGUGACCUCUGGCUCCAUAGUGUUGGGGUUUGAGAAGAUUAUUGUGGUUAAUAGCGUCAAAAGCAUUAUGUAGGUCAAUAAACAGACCUAUUCCUGCACUUGUGCCGUUAAUAUGUUUUGGUGAUACAGUACCACUAAUUCACCAACUUCGUGCAGACACAGUAUUGGUAGAUAUUGGUGGUAUUAUAAUUAGCAAUAAGUAUUUGAUUGUGCAACACCUUCUUUAUGUGCAUAACAGUUCAGGUAAUCUACUUGAUUUUGUUAGUUUUAUAAGUUCAGUUAAAGGCACAAUGGCACAGACUAAUAAACUAGCCCCAAAAGGUAAAAUUAUGAACUAUUCUUUACAGUAUUCAAGAAAGCAAUGUUUGUUUUAUUUAGCAAGACUUAAACCUCUCUACAAAUUCUUGAGCUAAAGUAUUAUUGUUGUUGAGACAUUAAGAUAUUUAUCUGGAAAGAUAAAUCAAGCAAAUCUUUUGAGAAGUAGAAAGAAUAUUUAUAAAUAUAAAUUUUAAAGUAAAAAUUGAUUAGUAGUCUAUACCAUUGAGUGUGGUAUGUUGGUGCUGUAUUCCCCAUUUUUUAACACUAUUAUUUAUAUGUUUCCAAUAAUUUUAUUCAAUAUAUUGCAAUAUAUAUAAUGAAGGCCUCAUGAAAGUAAACAUUUAAUAAUUUUAGAUAUUUUAAUAUCUUUCUCUAAAGGUAGUACAGUUCUUCCGUGGGUGCUUAGUGCCGGUUAGUCUUAACCCUUUUAUUGUAUUAAUAUAGUAUUCUGUAUAAUUUAUCUCAAGAAUAUAUUUUGUUAACUCUUUGUGACAUGCAAAAUAUUGCUUUAUAGGAGAAGUUUUGUUGGGGUAGAUGAUGAAUAUCUUUUAUAUUUGUUUAUUACUAUUGUAUUGUAUAAAAUAUUUUAUUUGAUAUUUUCCUUUCAUGUUGUGAAUCUGAAGAUUAUAUUUUGUUUUAAUAUUUUUAUUGUAGUUACUAGUGGUGAUAUUAAAUAAAAAAACUUUUAUAAAACUUAAAAUAAUGGCCAUACAUAAUUAAAUUUUAUGAUCAGAGAAGAUAAUACGGAAAUAAUUUACAUGUUUGGAAAUGACAGUAUUUUUAUACUUUGCUAUAAAUAUUAUUUUCUCAGGUUAAUACACUUUCUUGUGAUCCAUUUAUUGAUAGUUUAGGAUACUGGGCCUCCAAGAUAAAACUAAUUACCAUAGAUAGUUUUAAAAACAAUUAAGAAUAAAUUUUCAGAACCUAUUCCAUUUCAUAAAUGUAAUUAUAAUAAUAGAAUCAAAGGCUUGUGUGUGUAUGUGCCCCACAAUGUGUUCCGUUUAUAUAGAAGAAAGUCUUUCUAGGAGAUAUGUUAGGUCAAGUGGCCAGGAGGCAUGGACAAGUCUGAACAUUGUAACGGUGAAUCUUUUGAGUCCUUAAGUUGUUAUAUAUUUUUAGCUGUUAGAAGAGCACAGUGAAAAUAUUAUAGCAAGAGGAACUUUUACUAAUUUAAAUAAUUGUCAAAUAUAUUAAAUUGUGUCAAAUUCAAUAAGCUAUAUAUAAUAACAUCUUAUUUCUUAUAUAAAACAAAUUAACGUAUUAAGAAUGUGAUUUUAUCAAUGUGAAAUCAUAUGAUUUACCAGUAAUUUAUUAACUAUUAAUCAGCACUGGUUACUAAAGUAUCUUGGAUUUUGUUGAAAAUUUGCUACAAAUACUUUCAUGCCAAAUUCAUCCAAGAGAGCUUGCAUUAACUGGCUUGAUGCCUCAUAAGGUUAUAGGUUAAUGUUCAGCUUGUUGUUUUUAUACCAUCAAUCAAAUGAUGAAAUUAUUGUAAGCAAAAUUUGCUGAAUUGUUAGUGAUCAGUGUGUAUUGAGCAGUAUAGGGAUUAAUGUUUUAUCUGACAUAAUUAUCAGAAAAUAGAAAAAUAGUUUUUCUAAUCCUUGUGCUUUAUACUGUGCUUUAAUGCUAGACUCAUUAUAUUGAUUUGAGUCAUAUUUUCAGACUCGCUUGAAGCAGUAAAAGUGUAUAAUACAGAAUCAGUGCAACUCCCUAGACUGCCAAUUAUUCACACAGUUAUACAGUAUAUAUAUGUAUCAAUGGUGUAUACUUUAUAAGAGUUGCAUUAUAUCUGUUUGUUUUUAUUUACACUUGUUUAAAAAGAGGGAGAAGCGUAAUUACACAAUCUAAUGUUGUAGGUAGUGUGGGAUCUAGAACUGAAUCUCUGUGGCACUCCUUUGUGCAGAUGUACCAGUAAUGAAUGCACCAAUUAUCACGUAUGGAUGCUGCUGGUGUCCUUCGUGUUAACUCUGCUUCACAGACAUGGCUGAGAGGGUUAUCAUGAACUAAUGUUGAAAACAGACUUGUUUAUAAAAAAAACUAUGAUAUAUAUCUUUUUAACAGUUAAAAGAACAUUUCAGCAUAGUACAGUACAUACUAAAUCUAAGAAUUUAUGUUAGUGGUAGCUGUAACCCUUUCAUUCAUAGUCUUAAGAUUAUCUAAAUGGAUGCAAGUCACAUUAUACACAAGACAGUUCACCAAAGGAUUUUAAAGCCCUAACCACACUUAAUCAAACCUAACCAAAUCCAAACCAACCUUAUCUAACCAACCGAGCCAAACACCUAACGUGAGUUUUCCCGAGUUUACCUGAGGACCACUAAUAUAGUGGCCUCAACAAGGACAGGAAGCCGGCAGCUUGUCCAAGGUCUCCCGAUUUGCCUUGAUAAUCUUUUCCAGUUGGAUUUUUAAAUUCAACAGUCUUGGCAUUUACGGCUUCGGCGGGUAGGUAGUUCCAUGGGGUUUAUAACCCAAACCUAACCUAACCUAAACUAAUACAUCCUAACUUAAUAUAUACAUUUUAAACAAAAAAGAAAACAAGCUUUGUAGAAUCAUCUUAUGUAUGACUUGACAAUACCCCAUCAUAAUCCACAGCAAUGACUACAGACCAUGACUUGGGAUACAUGAAUGUAAUGCCAUUCAGAGAGAUCCUGAAGUGCUUCCCACACUCAUUUUCUAGUUCCCUUUGUAUGUACACUUUUGUCAACUUGACACCAGAAAUGGUAUAAGUUUUCAUAAUAUAUUCUACAAAAUCAAAAUUAUAAUAAUUUUAUUGUUAAGGCAGCAUCAAUAGGUAAGAUAAAUAAUACUUAAAAGUUAGUUUUUAUAUCAUAAUUUGCAUUUAUAUAUAAAGCUGCUAUGAUCUUUUACUUUGUAAAUAUUGUUACAUUUUUCUUUGUUUUCUUGCUAAAUAAAUAAUAUUUCCAUUUGCAAUUGUUACCAGUAAACAUUGUGUCAUCUGGUGUCUGGUUGGUCUUGUAGAGCAUAGUCAUGCCUUUUUGCAGUGUUGAGCAGAAAUCAGGCCUUGUAUUUUGCAAAAUUGUGUAACAAAGAAAGUUUACGUCUCUUGUGAAUGCUCUUUGAAUAAUAUUUUUGUAAUACUAUUUUUAUGAGACCACAGUGCCCAAGUUAAUGGGCCUUGCUUUGGUAAGAAGUAAAGUACUGUAUUGAUAUAUGUUAAAACAUACACGUUUAAAAAUUUAAACAUGCUGCAUCUAAGUAUAUAAUAAUUUUCAAAGUAGAUAUGCUUUGUAGGUUUCCCCAUUUAAACAUUUCAUAUAUAAAUAGUUAGGUAUAUAUCAAUAAAGUGUAACUUGCUGGAUUGUGAUUUAAGGCAUACUAAGUGACAGUACAUUUGUACAUUCCAAUAUUUUGGAUAAAAUAGCCAUGAAUGUGUUUUUCUCUUUCACUGAUAUGCAGAUUAAACUCCAACUUUCCAUUUCUAUAUGUGCUAUGAUAAUACUAAAAAGUAUUCACUUUCAGCCACAUAUUUACCUUCUGCCUUGCAUAUUCUGAUCUGUACAAGUUUUGCUCUCAGUAUAAGUUUAAGUUUGAAUAUAUUGAGUCAUUUAUAAUAUUUUUUUUUAACAGGGUAACAGUAUAAUCUCUUAUACCUUCCUGCAUUGUUUAGCGUAGCUUGUAUGAAUUAUAUUAUACUAUUCUUGAAGGUAUAUCUUGGGUCCAAAUGUAAGUGGCCAGUGUUAGCAUAUAAUUACUGUUGAUAAUACUUUAUAAUGUUUAGUGCAUCACUUUUGCUUUCCAAUUAAACUGCCAUGAUGUAAUCUGAAACUGUUAAGGACUUAUGGUAGCUCUUGUCAUGUUUAAUAUUUGUGUAGUGAAACUUAGAACAUAUUUAGUACUGUAAAUCAAA